Messenger RNA from Closterium sp. NIES-65, 738 nucleotides. Lineage: Eukaryota; Viridiplantae; Streptophyta; Zygnematophyceae; Desmidiales; Closteriaceae. The record is from the annotation of a GenBank genome assembly.
AUGUGGCGCCUGCCCCCCUGGAGCCACCUGCAAGAUGGUGCAAAACCCUGGACCUGGCGUGUUACCGGCUAUGGCCUGACGGCUACCGGCUGUGUCAAGGGUGAGACUCCACUCUCUCUCUCCUCACUCGCCCCACUCUCUUCUCGCUCGCCCUGCUGUCUCCUCUCCACACUCCCAUUCGUGUAUUGCCCCACUACCCCACUAUCCCCUCUCCCCACCAUCGCCUUUCUCCCCACCAUCGCCUCUCUCCCCACUCUUCCGUCUCCCACUCUUCCGUCUCCCACUCUUCCGUCUCCCACUCUUCCGUCUCCCACUUUUCCGUCUCCCACUCUUCCGUCUCCCACUCUUCCGUCUCCCACUCUUCCGUCUCCCACUCUCCCGUCUCCCACUCUCCCCACUCCCACUCUCCCGUCUUCCACUCUCCCGUCUUCCACUCUCCCAUCUCCCACUCUCCCCACUCCCACUCUCCCCACUCCCACUCUCCCGUCUCCCACUCUCCCCACUCCCACUCUCCCCACUCCCACUCUCCCGUCUCCCACUCUCCCCACUCCCACUCUCCCCACUCCCACUCUCCCCACUCCCACUCUCCCCACUCCCACUCUCCCACUCCCCCUCUCCCCUUUCCCACUCUCCCCUUCCCCACUCUCCCCUUCCCCACUCCCCCCUCUCCCCACUCCCCACUCUCCCCACCCACCCCACUCUGUCCUUCACCUUUCUCUCUCUGUCAAGUUGGCUUAA